AUGAGGCGCUUGACCAGAAUUCGAAAGAGAAGUGGUGAAAUACUAGGACGAAAUUGGAGUUUUAGUAAACGGGCUAAGGGAGUAACUAUGUCAGGGCUGCGCUUGCUGUUCGGAAAGGCUCAGGGCUCCAGCAAUCCGGCCAUGUUGAUCAUCGGGGCUGAGGACGAGGAGUUUGAGAAUGACAUCGAUCCGACAGCAGAUGAUUACUGCAGCUACUUCCAGUGCAUUGACCUGCUGAAGGAUCGGCCAACCUACCUGAUCAUCUUUCUUCAUCAUGUCAUCCUACAGUUCGACGCCUCGCAUGUGCUGUGUUAUCUCCACGGGGAGAUGUUUAAAGGGGCCAAUGUGAAAGACUGCCGCAGGAUGUUUGUGGAUUAUUUUCACCUCUUUCUGGAUAGAGGAGCGGUUCUCAAGGUACCAGUGCCACACGACAUCUCUUUUGAGCUGGACCGAUGCCGCCCUGAUCUGCUUUGCGAGGAAGGUGUGAAAAAAAUUGUUAAAGAUAUGCAGAAAGUCACUUCUGCGGAGAUAUUCAGCCAGCUGGAAGAUUUCAGGAACAAGCGGAUGAUGGGAAUGACCAUCGGAGAAAGGGAAUUGUCUGAACUGGACAGCGAACGCCAGAUAGACCCAGCGGCCUGCGAAAUGAAGGAGAGGGUGUUGGCGGAACAGCUGUUACCCAAGGUUGAGGAGGCCACUUCCAAUGCAGACGACGAGAAAAGCACGUCUGUUUACAAUGCCGUCGUGACUUAUAUGAAGUUCCUGGGCGUGAGGACCAAGGAGCCACGGAUACUUGAGAAGAAGCGACACUUCCUGAUACGCAGGAAGGGUCCCACACCAAGAAAGAGCGAGCCGGUUCGGCCAGAUGAGAAGAGGAAGAAGUUUGGGAUUUUGGAUUUACGGCGCCCUGCUCGAAACGAGCCCAGUAGCACCAGUGCUGAUGCGAGACCUGAAGGAGUGAAAGUGUCCGUUGAUCGGAAGAACUCUAGCCAAACCGCUAAAUCCCAGUUUGAAGCCCUCACUGGCAGGUACAAAGCUAGUGCAGCAUUUCCUGAGGGGUCCGAGCCUGCCCCAGCUUCAGCCGCAAGUCAGUCUGUCUCGAGGGAAGACUCCGAGUGUGACACCAGUCAUCCCUCGAGUAGCAGCCGACCUGGAAAUGAGAACCAGUCCUUUCCUGACUGCGGAGAUGCUGGGCUCCCGGUGGGAUUGUCGGGCGAGCAGUUGCCGGGAGGAGAGCAUGGUCACGAGGAGGGAGCAGAGGGUGAGAGAUUGCCGGCAAAGCUGCGUCGCUCGGAGAGCCUGCGUACGUACGGCGAGCGCCGACGCUCUCACAAGGGAUCGGCCAAGGACAAGCAGCUGCGCUCCAGGAGCGAUGUCGACAUCCAGGCAGCUGCUACCGCCAGCGACCUGCAGCGCCGGAAUGCGGAGCCCGGAGGGAGUGGAGGAACGGACGGCCAGCAAUCCUUUCUGCCUGCCCAGUCUGAGGAUAAUGGGCCGCGCGUUUCGGAGCUUGAGGCUGACCCGCCGAGCUGGCGCCAACUCGUCGACUCCGAAACCGUCCACAGGCUGAAGAAGAGUGAGGUCAAGCGGCAGGAAGUCAUUAAUGAGCUCUUCAUUACAGAGCACGCUCACGUACGAAUGCUGAAAGUGCUGUAUGAGAUUUUCUACCAGCGCAUGCUGGCCGAGUCCAUCCUCAGCGACACUGAGCUCCAGAACAUCUUCCCCAGCCUCGAUGAGCUCAUUGAGGUGCAUGCACUCUUCUAUGAGACCAUGAAGAAGAUUCGAGAAGAAGGAGGCUAUGUUGUGACAGAGAUCGGAAGCACUUUACUGGCUCGGUUUAAUGGCACUGAGGGGGACUGGUUCAAGAAACUGGCCUCUCGAUUCUGCAGUCGGCAGUCAUACGCACUCGAGCAGAUUAAAUCCCGGCACAGGAAGGACGCACGGUUCAGUCAGUUCAUACAGGAUGCAGAGAGCAAUCCUCAGUGCCGACGUCUGCAGCUCAAGGAUAUUAUUCCCAUUGAAAUGCAACGCUUGACCAAGUAUCCACUGCUGCUGGAGAACAUUGCCAAGUACACAGAUCAACCAGCCGAGAAGCAGAUGGUGCAGCAGGCUGCUGACUGCUGUCGGAAUAUCUUGAAGGAUGUCAACCAGGAGGUGCGGGAGACGGAGAAUCUCCGGCGACUGCAUGAUUACCAGCGACGCCUCGAUGUGUCGAAUCUCCGGCAGAGCACAGACCAGUUUGUGGCCGAUUUCAAGAACAUCGAUCUGACCCAACGCCGCAUGGUACACGAGGGACCUCUGAUCUGGAAGGUGACCAAGGAGAAAGCAGUUGAUGUCCACGUGCUCUUGCUGGACGACAUCCUGGUCCUGAUGCAGAAAGUCGAUGACAAGAUGGUGCUGAAAUGCCACAGCAAGAACGCAGUCGGGGGCCCAGACGGGAAGCAGAUGCUGUGCCCCAUCAUCAAACUUGGCAGCCUGCUGGCUCGGGAUGUUGCCACAGACCGCAAAGCAUUCUUCGUCCUUUUCCAGACCAACACAGGCGCACACAUUUACGAGCUAGUGGCACAGACGGUCUCCGAGAGGAGGAACUGGUGCGAGUGGAUUCUGAGCACCCAGGAAGCCCUCAAUCAACAGAAACCCUCCGCUGCUCCUCGGAACAGCCUGGUGCCACCCUCGGUCAACCUACCCCUCAGCCCUACCAUGUCAUACAGAGAGCCCAUGCUCAGCUCCGACAGCGGCUUCCCGACUCGCGACAGACUCAACUCCGAGUUCAGUGCCAAGGACAGUGAUGGUAUAUCGCAGGACAGUGGAACCGGUGAGAUAGGUACGGAUGAACGCCCUGGCUUAGAGAUGCAGAGUGUGGGUCAGGCGCUGAAUGACUUCCUCAAAGCCAGUGAUGUGGAUCUGGCAAAACUGGCUUUGGGACCAUCGGAGCACAUCGCAGACGAAGCAUUGGAGGAUGUCCACGCGAUGAAGCGGGAGCUCAAGACGAGCAAGAGGGCCGCCAAGGAGCCUUCGGCGCUGACCGCCACCGAACGGGAGCCUGACGCUGGCGAGGGCGAUGCCCAAGCCAAUGGUGGUGGCGGUAGCGAGGAGGAGGAGGAGGAGGACGAGGAGGAGGACGAGCAGGAGCAGGAAGAGGAGGCAGUUGCGGCAGUGGAUGGGCAGCAGGAAGCCGAGACCCAGGGCGAGGGGAGAGGAGAAGGCGAAGGCACAGAGGAGCCGCCCGAGAGACAGGGGGACGAGGAGUUUCAGCUGAAAGGGGCAGCAGAGGAUUUGCACGGUAAACAAUCUCUUCCCGAGGGUGCUGCCCGGUCCACGGCCAACGACGGAGACUCAGAAACCAGCAGAACCCCCGUCAUCCUGUCCCUGGAACAGGCCGAGGAGAUGGAGCGGAAAAUGAACAGCCUCCUGGUCAAGAUUCAGCAUCUGAAGACAAUGGAAGAGGACUAUCACAGACUGCGGCAGGCCUUGCUGAAGCUGACGGCAGGACCGCGCCAUAUGCCAGGGUGCCACAGGCAGCCGUUGGGUGAGUGCGGGGACGAUUCCAGACCACAGGGUGGCAUGUGCAAACGCCCAGGGGGUACAGAGAAAGAAAUCACAGGCCAUAACAAAAUGCCCUGGACGGUGCGGGAUUCCUGGAGACGCUGCUGCUGUCUUUGCUCAGAAGCUCCUGUCCAUAACUCUGGUUCCUUUUGA
Molecule: messenger RNA, 3696 nt
Organism: Stegostoma tigrinum
Lineage: Eukaryota; Metazoa; Chordata; Chondrichthyes; Orectolobiformes; Stegostomatidae
Gene: arhgef1
Product: Rho guanine nucleotide exchange factor (GEF) 1b
Biological process (GO): G protein-coupled receptor signaling pathway; intracellular signal transduction
Cellular component (GO): cytoplasm
Molecular function (GO): guanyl-nucleotide exchange factor activity; G protein-coupled receptor binding
Source: RefSeq, a predicted model, not a curated record